AUGACCAUGAUUGUUCAUAAAUUACAUAUCCGCUUUUGGUUACUGGACAAGUCAGCUCAACGUAAAGACUCCGAGUAUGAAUCUGGUUCGAUAUGUAGCUCAUCUGCUUCUUCCAUCAUCAAUGCAGAGACGGACGUUGGAAACAGCAAUCCUGCUUCUCAAUCUGCAGUCUCAUUAGCUGCCUCUGAGCCCUGCUCAGCCUCCUCCUCUGUGAUAGAUCCCUCGGAGGCCACAGCAACAGCCGAAAACGGUAGUUGUUUUGGAGAUGGUGAAUUUGUUAAUGAGAGAAAUGCGGACGAAGUUUCUGCGCCUUUGAAACCUGCUAUACAACCACCAUUAUUAGAUUUUGGUAUCAAAAUUUCUCCAGAUUCAGAGGCUGAGCGAUUAUCGGAGUCACAUUCUCAACUGGAUGACACUCUUAAAGCCCCUUUGGUGAAUAUUAAUCUUACUGAAGAAUCAUCCAAUUUAUGUGCCACUUCUUCAUCCUCCCUAGGAUCCAGAUCAGCACACGAUGGUUUAGAUUCAUCUCGAGAGCCUCCACUUGGACUGACUGCGUCAACCUCUGCCUCUCUUGCCACCACCACUUCCAUGUCUGCUUCGCAUGAUAGCAGCGACAAUUGCCACUUGGAAUCCUUUUCUGCGUCUACGGCCAUCACUCCCAUUGCAUCGGACCUCGUCAACUCGAUGAAUAAUCAACAGUUCUCACUUUCUGAUUUCUACUUCUGUAGUGACACCUACUGGGCUGAAUAUUUGACUCUUUUACGUCAAUCUGGUAUUGCUAGUUAUAAAUCAGCCUCCCCUUUUUUAGAUCAUUUUCCGAAUUCCAAUGUUUGUGGACAAUCAGUGAAUUUGAUUACUCAGCUUUCUCUAACCCAAAUAGAGGGCUCUGGGGAGGUAAAAAUGCCAGAAGUCACGAAGACUAUCCAUUCGGUGCCCCAAAUGUGCCCAAGCCCCUACGAAGUGACUCUCAUUGAUGCUGAAGCACUGAGUGUAGAAGCUGAUGAUGCAGAUGACCCGCGCCGUUGUCUCUUAUGCGAUGGCAUUGGAGACGACGGAAUCGAAGGACGUUUGCUGUACACCGGCACAGAUACCUGGGUACACGUGAAUUGUGCUCUCUGGAGCAACGAAGUCUAUGAGGAGGAUUCUGGUCAGCUUCGUGGCCUCGUCUCGGCCUUGUGCCGAGCCCGUUCUAGUCACUGCUUAGAUUGCGGCCGGGCUGGCGCUACUCUUAUAUGUUCUAACCAGCACGGUCAUUGUCCUUCACCUCCAGUGCCCUCCAAACCAACAAUGCAAAACGAUGCUUUGGCGUCACUAUCAUCUCGCAACGAUGGCGCCAGCGUACUUCACUUUACUUGCGCCCUGCAGCGUCGGCGCAGUUGCCAUCUUCAGCCUAUAUUCACUGCGGAUAGGUCAUUCUUCUGCUCUCCGACAUGCCACUCCGCCAUGGUAAUGCAACGCCUUACGCACUCUCUCGACCGUCUCCGCUUGCGACGCGGCUCUUCUUCCACAACAUCCAGCCUCGCGUCAGCCACUACCUCUACGAGUCGUCGAGAUAACGACUGCCCUACAGAUCGGCAGCAUCAAGCAUCGACAUUAUCUUCACCUAUCAAUGUUUAUUUUGGUCGUGUUGCUUGCGAUGACAUUAUUAAGCCAUCCGACCUGGAACAUCAAAGAGCCAUCAUUGCAGCUGAUAUGGAGUGA
Messenger RNA from Protopolystoma xenopodis, 1701 nucleotides. NCBI's taxonomy places the organism in Eukaryota, Metazoa, Platyhelminthes, Monogenea, Polystomatidea, Polystomatidae. The record is from the annotation of a GenBank genome assembly.